GUCUACACCAUCUAUCCCUUCGGAGAGAAGUUUGGAAUUCAGGCGUUCUGUGACAUGAAAACAGAUGGGGGCGGUUGGACGGUGAUCCAGAGGAGAAUGGAUGGGACUGUGAACUUCUACAGACCCUGGAAUCAGUACAAGACUGGCUUUGGUGAAGCUGAUGGAGAGCACUGGCUGGGACUGGAGUUCAUUCACAUGUUGUCCAGUCGACAGCCACAUGAACUGUUGGUGGAGAUGGAGGACUUUGAGGGGAAGAACGCCUCCGCUCGCUACUCAUCCUUCUCCGUAGCCUCUGAAUGUGAUGGGUACAGACUGCAGGUGUCGGGGUUCACUGACGGAGGAGCAGGAAACAGUCUAGUAACUCACAAUGGCAUGAAGUUCUCCACCUUUGACAACGACCAGGACACGUGGUCAGACAACUGUGCUAAAAAGUUCCUUGGGGCUUUUUGGUACAGCGGCUGCCAUGACGCCAACCCAAAUGGAAUCUAUCGCUGGGGCGCAGACAAAACCAUCUUUGCCAUCGAUGUGGAGUGGAACAGCUGGAAAGGACGAGACUACUCCCUGAAAGGCAUAAGCAUGAAAAUCCGCCCUGCAAAUUAGAGAUACAAAGAUGAAC
Periophthalmus magnuspinnatus is the source of this 616-nucleotide messenger RNA. RefSeq names its product microfibril-associated glycoprotein 4-like. Gene Ontology annotation, biological process: elastic fiber assembly. NCBI's taxonomy places the organism in Eukaryota, Metazoa, Chordata, Actinopteri, Gobiiformes, Gobiidae. The record is from RefSeq and is a predicted model, not a curated record. The coding region runs from base 55 to 600 and encodes 181 amino acids. The transcript has 5 exons.